Rhinopithecus roxellana (golden snub-nosed monkey) is the source of this 385-nucleotide messenger RNA. RefSeq names its product defensin beta 107A (gene DEFB107A). NCBI's taxonomy places the organism in Eukaryota, Metazoa, Chordata, Mammalia, Primates, Cercopithecidae. The record is from RefSeq and is a predicted model, not a curated record. Gene Ontology annotation, biological process: innate immune response. Gene Ontology annotation, cellular component: extracellular region. The transcript is spliced from 2 exons. Bases 83 to 295 code for a protein of 70 amino acids.
CAGUAGAACAUAUUUUGAUCAAUGCCCCUUGAUAAAAGAGCUUGAUUCCAGCUACUGCACUUCCUUCAUCAGCUCUCCCCUGAUGCCUGGAGCCAUGAAAAUAUUUUUCUUUAUUUUUGCUGCUUUCAUUCUUCUUGCUCAAAUUUUCCAAGCCAGGACAGCAAUUCAUAGAGCACUAAUUUGUAAGAGAAUGGAAGGUCACUGUGAAGCUGAAUGUCUUACCUUUGAAGUAAAGAUUGGGGGCUGUAGAGCUGAAUUAACACCAUAUUGCUGCAAAACCAGAAAGAAACAUUAAAAACGCGAAGCACCAGCUGCAAGAAUGAAAGAGGUGAAGAUUCUCUGGCUGCGAUAUCAGCGGGACAAAUCUCUCUGCACCGUCUCUCUU